GUGGACGCCACAGCCAUCACCCUUCCGAAUCUGCCGCAGUCGCGCCACCAAGCGCUCCGCCUGAACACAACGCGUGCCACGAAGCACCGAGUCAAUCUGUUCGUGGCAAACGCUGCUGAAACUCCUAACAUCUUGAGUAGGUUCCCGCCCAAGCAGUGGAGCAUGUAUUACAACAUCGGAUACUGGAUUUGGGAGUUGGAGAACAUCCCAGCUGCAUGGAUUGACCAGCUGCGUGCCUUCAACGAGGUGUGGACCCCUUCCGAUUUCGCAACGAGAUCGAUCACCUCAUCUCCACUUUAUCAAAAAGGUGCGACAAAGAUCCUGACGAUGAACUUGGGCUCUCAAGCCACCCCAGAAAGCGAGAGCUACCUCGCCAGCAGGCCCCGCUUCAACUUUCCAAGUGGCACGCUGGUGUUCCUUGUGAUGUUGAACGCUCCAAGCUUCUUCCAGCGCGAGAAUCCCUUCGCGGCGGUGGAGGCCUUCGAAAGGGCCUUUGGGAGGCACUCGCCCAACGUCUUGCUUGUCAUCAAAUGCAAUUCCUUUGGGCGCGAGUUCGAAGAGCUGCGGGCGGCUGUGAACGGAAGCAGCAGUAUGCGUCUCAUGACGGACGUGCUCAACACCCAGGAGCUGCGUUCGCUUCUGGGCUCCGUGGAUGUCCUGGUCUCUCUCCAUCGCUCGGAAAGCUAUGGCCUGGCCUUGCUGGAGAGCCUGAUGUUGGGCAAGCCGGUCAUCGCAACAGCCUAUGGUGGAAACAUGGACUUCAUGUCGCGGCUGCCGACAGACUUUCACUUCCUCCUGAUCCCGCAUGGCUAUGUACCCUUCAAUCUGACGGGGGCUCUCCAAGACGUCACAUCCGACCAGAGGUGGGCUGAGCCGGACGUUGUGCAGGCCGCACGUGCCAUGAGCAAGCUGGCUGCGGAUCAGGGGCUGCUUGAGAAAUGCCGACAGGUGGUUGGACCGCUGUUCCGGGAGCAGUUCGGGUUUCAGGCAGUUGGAGACAGAAUCAAGGCUCGGCUGGAAGCCAUUGCUGCCAUUACCCAGGCCCAGCGGGUGACACGCAAGAAGACCAAGGAGCAGGAUCGCUUUAACAGAAGCAAGUCCUAG
Messenger RNA from Symbiodinium sp. CCMP2456, 1104 nucleotides. NCBI's taxonomy places the organism in Eukaryota, Dinophyceae, Suessiales, Symbiodiniaceae. The record is from the annotation of a GenBank genome assembly.